This is a messenger RNA of Puntigrus tetrazona (Sumatra barb), 1540 nucleotides long. It is a transcript of the gene tex9, whose product is annotated as testis expressed 9. Bases 208 to 1419 code for a protein of 403 amino acids. The record is from RefSeq and is a predicted model, not a curated record. NCBI's taxonomy places the organism in Eukaryota, Metazoa, Chordata, Actinopteri, Cypriniformes, Cyprinidae. The transcript is spliced from 12 exons.
UCUUUUGAUAAUUUUAAUUGCCGGUUUGGUUGGUCGGUCUGCUGCUAAAUGACUACACGCAAAUUUAAAUGUAAGGAGGCAUUAAACGCUCGCAUUAAAAAAAGAGGAAUGAAAAGGAUCAAGUUUGUAUACCUACAAUCGCCAUAUUGAACUCGUCACGAAGGUAGACGCUGUUGCUUAGCAACGCCUCUUCACUAACAAACAAACAUGGCAGACAGCACACCCAGACCCGCGCUACUUGCUUUAAAAAAGCCUCAAACAUCUUACUCAGAAAGGCCUUCGAGACCCAGACCACAAAACAGGUCUUCCUCCGCUCCUUCGAAGAAACCAUUACCGAUGGACCUCCUAGCCAAAGAAGAAGAAUACAAACGUUGCAAUGCAGAGCUAGAAGCAAAAACAGCAGAACUUGUUCGGGAAGCAGAGCAAGUUAUGAGGGAUCAAAAUGAGGUGCUCUCCAAACCAAUCUCUUCCCAUAUCUCAAUUGAUACUGACUGUGAUUUUGAAGUUUUCAGGAAGGCCGACACAAAAAGAGAAUCCACAUCUAAGCAGCUCCCUACAACGAUCACGAGAAACAAGAACUACUCUGCAAAACCUUCAAAGCCAAACAAGCCAGGAUCAGGGCAUAAAAAGAUUCCCCAAAAAGCUCCACAGACAGUGGUUGAUGAUGUUGCUAUUCCUGAAGACUUUGGGGAUUUCUCACUCGCUAAAACAAUCAGCAUAAUUGAGGGCAGAGUUAGUGAUGAUCUCACGGAUGAACACUUGCAGGAUGACAUCAUGCCCAGUGCUGGAGACGAGAUGGGUGCAGAAGCUCAAAUCAGAUUUUUGAAGGCUAAACUUCGAGUAACGCAGGAGGAAUUGAAUAGACUCGCAUAUGAGUGCAACAAGAAGGAUGACGAAAACGGCACUUUAAGCAGUAAACUGAAGGACUUGGAGGAGGAAAAGGCAAGAUUGCAGAGGACUGCAAAUGUCCAACAGACUCAAGUCGAGAAGCAAAGAUCUUUAGCUGAAGAAUCAAGUCGGAAAUGUGAAGGUCUGCAACAGCAAGUGGCAGCACUGCAAAAGGAGCUGGACAGUAUGAAGAGGACCCACAAGCAGGCAGCCAGUACCCACAGUGCAACAGAGGUGCGCUUGAAUAGAGCUCUGGAGGAGGUUGAGAGGACUAAAACACAGCUCAACAAACUCAAACAGAGCAGUAAGGAUUUAACCUGUCAGGAGCAACAAAAGAUUGAAACAUUACAAGCUGAGAACAGAAAACUGGAACGGCAAAAGGCUGAGCUUAUUGUGGGCUUUAAAAAGCAACUUAAACUAAUAGAUAUUUUGAAGCGACAGAAGAUGCAUUUUGAAGCGGCCAAGCUGUUGUCCUUCACUGAAGAGGAGUUCAUGAAAGCUCUGGAUUGGGGAAAGGAUGGAGUCUCUUAGAUUCUUGUUUUGUAUUUUGUAAAUAGAGUAAAAUGGAUUAAUGUGUACAACAAACAGCUUACAUUUCAUUUAUUGUUUAACAAUCUUCAAACUUUAUUAAAUAACAUUCUGAAUAUCAUAA